Molecule: messenger RNA, 1493 nt
Organism: Phanerochaete carnosa HHB-10118-sp
Lineage: Eukaryota; Fungi; Basidiomycota; Agaricomycetes; Polyporales; Phanerochaetaceae
Exons: 6
Coding region: 61-1293 (410 amino acids)
Biological process (GO): tRNA methylation
Cellular component (GO): nucleus; tRNA (m1A) methyltransferase complex
Source: RefSeq, a predicted model, not a curated record
CUCUCUCAAUCUCCGCUGCCAGCCUCGCCCAGGACAAAACUCGCAGGCAGGAAGCCCAAAAUGUGGUCAACCGCGCGCGAAAUCGCCGACGGCGACCUCGUGAUCGUCUGGCUCACGAGGGACCUCGUGCAGCCGCUCGUCGUGUGCGCGGGCAAGGAGCUGAACAGCCGCUUCGGCGUGUACCGGCACGCGGACCUCGUCGGGGUGCCGUACGGCUCCAAGGUCGGCUCGCGCAACGGCAAGGGCUUCGUGCACGUCCUGCGGCCCACGCCCGAGCUCUGGACGCUCGCGCUCCCGCACCGCACCCAGAUCCUGUACCUCGCCGACAUCGCGUUCGUGACGUCGUGGCUCGACAUUCGGCCGGGGAGCAGGGUCAUCGAAGCAGGCACCGGCAGCGGGUCGUUUUCUCACUCUACUGCACGGACGAUUGGUCCGACAGGGCACCUAUGGUCGUACGAAUUCCAUGAGGCACGGGCAAACAAGGCAAGAGAAGAGUUUACACGACAUGGCAUGGACAAGGUCGUGACCCUGACCCACCGUAACGUAUGCAAGGACGGUUUUACGGUAGAAGAUAUGGUAGAUGCAGUAUUCCUUGACCUUCCCGCCCCAUGGGAAGCCAUCCAACACGCAAAAAAGGCACUGCGAAAAGAGCGGACGACGCGGAUCUGCUGCUUCAGCCCGUGCAUGGAGCAGGUCCUGCGGACGGUGAGCGCGCUCAACGAGGCAGGCUUCACGGAGAUCACGAUGUACGAGACGCUCCUGCGGCCGCAGCAGGUCGACGCGCCGCCCGCGCCGCCGUCCGUCGCGGACGUCGCGGCGCAGCUCAAGAGGGCCGAGGCGCGCCGCGAGGAGAAGCGCCUCGGCCAGAUCGCGCACGCGCACCGGCAGCGUGCCGCCAAGCGCAAGCACGAGGACGUGGAGGCUGCUGCCGCCGGCGAUGGUGAUGGCGAUGGUGAUGAGACGGGCGGGAAGCGCGCGAGGACGGAGGAGGGGGAGGACAGCGCCGCGACGGACACGCCCGCGCCUGCCGCGGUGCUGGUGGUGGGGAGCGAGGAGGCGACGGAGGCGGUGGAGGAGAGGAAGAUCAGUGUGUCGAAGGCGUUCCCUGAGGUCCGUGGCCACACGAGCUACCUGACGUUUGCGGUGCUGCUGCCGCCCGCAGCGUACGCAGGGGUGCAAGAAGCGAAGGAGGCAGAGGGUGUGCCGACGGAAGCGGAGGGUCUGCAAGCUUCGGGGGUCGCAACGCCAGAGAUAGCGGAGGCGACCACACCGCAGGCUGCACCUUGUGCAUAGAUAGGCGGCCUGUACCCGAACACGGAGUGCGAGAGCCGUGUACGUCUGGCACCGUGCUUGGUCUCUGUGAAUCCUUUUGCCAUGCAACCUGGACAUGCUGUUGCUGUUUGUCAAUCGCCCGAUGCGCGCGGGUGGGGACGUGGCGGACUGCAAAAGUUUCGAGUCGUAGCGCCAACGCCAAGCCAGAUACCUGCGUCCGU